Molecule: messenger RNA, 4478 nt
Organism: Melanotaenia boesemani (Boeseman's rainbowfish)
Lineage: Eukaryota; Metazoa; Chordata; Actinopteri; Atheriniformes; Melanotaeniidae
Gene: c7a
Product: complement component 7a
Exons: 18
Coding region: 119-2644 (841 amino acids)
Biological process (GO): immune response
Cellular component (GO): membrane attack complex
Molecular function (GO): protein binding
Source: RefSeq, a predicted model, not a curated record
ACGCAUUUGCUGUUUCUUCUUAAAAAACCAGUGGGCUGUCCUUCUAAUAGUGUGACUCUGCCUUAUAUAAAUGUAGAGUUUGAAAAACAUCUUCUGUGUUUGCUGCACAUCAUCCACCAUGAAGAACAUUGCACUGAUUUUGCCGUGGCUGAUUAUCCUCUUCACAGCCAGAGUAUUGUGUGAUCUGAGGGUUCAUUGUCAGUGGGGGCCUUAUGACAGCUGGUCACAAUGUAAUCCCUGCACCAAAACACAGACAAGAAGUCGAGCCAUGGUCCAGUAUUCUCAGUUUGGUGGGAACCCAUGCGAUGGCUUGCGCACUGAAACCAGACCCUGUCAAACUACACAAAGUUGCCCCUUAGAUCAUGGAUGUGCAAACAGGUUUCGAUGUCAAUCAGGGAAGUGUAUCAACAAGUCUCUGAAGUGUAAUGGAGAUCAAGAUUGUGAGGGAGAUGGACUGGAUGAACGGGACUGUCCUACUGGAAAAUUCAUUAUCUGUGAAUACACAAUUCCUCCACCUAACAUUCAGCAAAUAGGACUUGGGUAUGAUGCAGUGACUGAAAAGAGGAGAGGCAGUGUGAUCAACACAAACAGCUUUGGAGGCCAGUGCCGACCCACUUAUAGUGGUGAUCAUAAAGUUACCUAUCGACUGCCUCUCAAUGUCAUCCAGUACAGCUUUGUGGUUAAAGUCCAGACUGACUUCAGUGAUGAGACAUUCACCAGUAAAUGGCAUUAUGCUAAGGAUAUUGUAGAAAGAGAGACAGCACAAGGGACCACAUCAGGAUUUCGCAACUAUGACUUUCAUGAGAAACUAGACAAGACUCAGACAUACAAGCUUUUGGUGUUAAAGAAUGACGUAGAGGUAGCUCAGUUCCAGAGUAACUCUCCUAACUACCUCCCAAUAUCUGAGGAGUUUUGGAAGGCACUGGAAAAACUCCCAACUGUCUAUGACUACUCAGAAUACAGGAAGAUUUUGGAGAGGUUUGGAACCCACUAUGUGGCUGAGGGAAGCCUGGGAGGCUCCUUUAAAGUCAUUAUUUCAAUUGAUGAAGAAACUGAAAAAUAUAUGCUGGAAGAAAAACUGGUGCUUCGGGAAUGUGAGAGGACCAAACGCUGGAUCUUGUUUAUCCCAUUUACAGUGGAGAAAUGCAAGGAGAAAGAUGGGGGUGGGGGCUCUACCAAAGAUUUUGAGAGAUCAAAUAAUGUGGAUAAAGUGUUUGUGGAUGGGGGAAGCGUCUCACAUAUUGAAGCAUUGAAGAGAAUGGACCUUAAAGAUCCAAAAAAGAACUGGGACAUGUACUCAAACUGGGCUGAGUCUGUUAGAUCAUUCCCACAGAUCAUAAAUCAAAAGCUGCGGCUGCUGUCAGAGCUGGUGAAGGAAGUUAAAUGUGCGGGAAUGAAGAGGGUCUACCUGCGAAGGGCCAUAGAGCAAUACCUUACGGAGAGCCACCCCUGCCAUUGCCGGCCCUGCAGAAACAAUGGCCUAGUUGUCAUGGAUGGAGAUGUAUGCAAAUGCAUUUGCAAGCAUGGCACAAAAGGGCUAGCCUGUGAGGAGGGAACUGAAGCAGAAGGCCAACAGGGAGUGAUCCAUGGUAGUUGGUCAUGUUGGUCCGCCUGGUCAUUGUGCACACGAACAGGGAACAGACUCACUCAUUCACGAACUCGCUCCUGCUCUAACCCGUUCCCUCAGAAUGGGGGGCAACACUGUAUUGGAGAACCAAUAGAAACUUCUGAAUGUGACGAUGAUGAGCUACAAUACUUAAAGACCAUGGAGCCUGAGUGCUUUGAUGAUACUCUACAACCAAGUCCAAAGUGUGAUACCCCACUCCCUCUUAUAAACGGUUACAUCCAGAACCCUAAGGAUGUUUAUCUUGUGGGUAACAGAGUUGAGUAUUCCUGCACUGCAGGUUUUCACCUUGUUGGCCAAAGCAUCCUGGAAUGCACUUCUGGUAAAACCUGGUCUGGCACACCUGGACAAUGUGCACGUUCAAUGUGCAGACUUAAUUCACUUACUGAGGGUGUCAUAGCUUCUCCUUUACAACCAUUUUAUUCCAUCGGGCAGUCAGUUGUCUUAUCCUGUCCUAAGGGUAGAAUCUUAGAAGGAGAAGCAACAAUUAUUUGCAACCCCAGUUUGAAUUUUUCACCAGACCCAAGAGAAAUCCGAUGCAUUGAAGAUGAAAAUCCAGAACCCACCCAUCCCACUGUGGAAUGUAAGAGAUGGGAAAAACCUUAUAAAGGAAAAUGUAUUUGCAUAUCAGCUAAAGAGUGUGGUCCAUCACUGGAGUUGUGUGCCACACCUCCAGGAAGUAGCAGUUUUUUAGCUAUCACUGUGUGCAAAAUGCACGUGCUGCAGUGUAUGGAGAAACACAUAGAGAUAGCAGAUUACAACAGCUGCAGGUGGGGACAGCGCACCACACCAGCGCCAGACUGCACUGGCUGCAAAAUGUGGGAAACCUGCGAUGAUCAAGCCAACGUCUGUCGCUGUAAGGAUUCUGCAGAAUGCUCAAUCCCUGGAAUACAAGUGUGUGUUCGUAUUGGUGAAGAUGCAUCAGCAGCCACACAAACCAUGAGUGAGUGUGAAGCAGGACUUCGACGGUGUAAGGGAGAAAAGGUGUCAGUAGUCAGCAUCCACCCUUGUGCUUCUUGAGGAUUCAGGGGUGCGCUGACUGAUAUAUCAUAUUUACCUAAUUUUCCUGUUAAUUCUUACAUAAAACCAUAAUUAUUGUGUUAAGUGUCACUGCAUAGCAUACUUUAAGACACAUUUUUAUGCAUGUAUCAAGAAAUAAAACGGCUGUACUCCAGUUUGAUCUUGCUGUUGUUUUGCAUAAGUAAUAAUGACACAUGUUUGACCAGCACUACUGUGAAUGUCACAGACAAUGGAUACAGGUACAACACCAUGGAAUUUGUUGAUGUGUUGCAAAUCUUUGGUUUAAAAAAAUUAUUAAAUUAGAUGAUGAGUAAAAAAGAUAAGGCCUGAUGUUGAGGAAAAUUGUUUUGUGAAGGUUUCUUCAGAUAAUGUUUAAAACUCUGUUUCUUAGUUGAGAUAACAUCGUGUGCUUACUAAAGCAGGCACAGAUUCCCAAAUAAACCCCUGCUGGCAGCCUGUUCCUGUCCCUGGCUUGCUGCCCUCCCAGGUCUUGAGCACCCAUGUGUCUGAACCUGUUUGUGAAAUGCUUUAAAGUCAAAAUCCAAUGUUUCACUACCACAAGAAAAUUCUUGUCAGCAGAUAAACUGAAUUCCAUAAACCAGCAAGAAGAGUGUUUCUUUUUCUUCUCUUAUCUGUCAGGCCAUCAUUUUAAGCUGUUGGGUGUCUGUUUUAAGCACUCAUUUAUGGUUUUAACAAAGGUGGCAUAAGGCAUCCACGUCUGUGGUAGAUGCAUUAACAGAAAACAUGCAUAAAUGUUCUAUUAACACGUAACAAGCUCACAUAUAGAAGCAACAGAAAAACAAAGCAAGUUAAUUCCCAGUGUUACCUCUGCAAGAAGAACAAAACCGCCUCCUUAUCUGCAUGAAUUAAUAUACCCCAGAGAGCAUGAACCAUCAUGAUCACAACGCUUUGCACCAUUGACUUAUUAACUGGUAGAACCACCAGCGAGAAAAGAAGUCUAAGAAAUGCAUUUUUACGUAUAAGAAAAUGACACAACUAAACAUCGCAACAGGGUACAUGGCUAAGCACGUUACUGGUUAACUUUAAAGACAUAUGAGAUGACUUGUUUCUUUGAGGUUUGUUGAUAAGGUCAUGUUUUGUGAUUAGGAUAAUCUGAUGUUUAAAUAAUGUUAAUACUGGAUUUUACUAGAUCCAGCUCUGCUGCAUUACACCUGCAAGUUGGAAACAACUUUUCACUGAUCAUUCCCCACUGGCAUUACUGCAAACAAAGCAAUGGAAAUGUAUUUUUUUAGUGUUAUGUCCGAAGUAGGGAUAUAUACGUAUUUGUUCAGACACAUUUAAUUUCCCAUUUUGAUCCAGUUUUAUCUCACAACACAGGAAACAAGCUGCAGGAAUUUUAGUUUUGCUGUGCUCUCUCUGGCACAAUAGGUGAAGUGUUCAUCAUGAAGGUACACAUGAAAGUUGGGGUUUGGCUAAUUACUGCUAGUAUCCUUACAAGUCUUUAAAUAUGGCUGAAUCAUGGUCAUUUGGCUCAUCAUCACAUUUUAUCAUAAUGAGAAAGUUAUUAGGCAUCAUUCCAGUGAGCUUGAAGUCAUUGCUGUGACUGGAACUGGCUGCUGAAGCUUCUGCUAAGAGUUAUGUGGAAGUUGCCAACAUUAGACUAUAGCUUGCAGCCCUGCUGUGAACCUCUCAUCAUGUUGUUGACUACAGAUUUGGUCAUUUGAAAUUUGUGAUUCUUCAAGCCAUUUUACCUAGUAGCUCUUGAUCAGAGAUUUGUUUCUGAUGUUGUGCUUUUCUUUUUAUAUUCAUAGCUGUCAUAUUUUCUGUCCACCAGUUUGGUGGGCCAACAUUUAAAACUCAAAUUGAGCCAAAC